AUGAGAUAUGGGAAGCGGUUGUCACCAAAACUGGUCAGGCGUGUUUUCGUUUUCUUCAUCCUACACAUACUGAACGAAAAGAAGAAGGAGGAGAACCUGCCAAGCCUGACUAGGAAAACAAGCACUCUGCUGAAGGAGGAUGCAAAGCACGUGAGCCGCAGACCAGCGUUCGGCGACGACGAGGUGCGGGUGUGGCUGACAGUUCCGAGCAGCGCGCUUCUCGAGCCGCUGAUGAGCUCAUCAGCGGCGGCGCUCGGAUGCCGCUCAUCCAAGAAGAAGACGGUUCACUUCGCGCUGCCCGGUCGCGUCAUCCGUCCGUUGCAGUGGCGCGACGACGUCAUCUGGGCGCGCGUCGAGCCCAUCAAGGGACGCCGGCACGCGACCUCGACCGGUGGCCACCUGUUCCAGCCUCCCGCGACGGAGUCGUCGCCGACGACGGAGGACAAUCAGUCGUCGUCGAGCGGAGACUCCGUACCGAGCAAGAACGACAGUUCUGAGUUGUCUUCGAUGACCGAGGGCUCUCCGCUGCCUCCACCGUCAGCACGGGGCCAGGACCAGCGGACGGGCGGCAGCGGCGAUGUCCCCGCGGCCCUGGCAUUCGCCCAGCGGCUACAAUGCUCCGAGUGUGUACAAUGCGCCCUCAUGGAGGACGCUGUUCAACGCUUGGAGGCCAGCCGAAGAGAGGCGGGACUGAAGCUGCGAAGCUACGAAGCGCAGAUCCGCUCGCUUCAGCAGGCGAGUUCCCGUGUAUUUUGGCGCAAACAACGCUCGUCAAUUCGGUGGCUGGUCUCCGGCAUCGUCGCCGUUACGUCGGCGGCGCGGGAGAGUGUGGGCGUGCGCACGCGACACAGUUUCUCAACUACGUUGGUUUUAAGCCGGCCGGCCGGCCGGCCUCUCUCGGUUGCGCAGGCGUGCUGCUCGGCGGAGGCGACGCUGCGUGACGAGAAGGCGCUGCACGCCGUGACGCGCCAGGAGCUGGGCCGGGUACUGGACCGGCUCAAGUUUUACACGGGAUCCAGGAUCGCCUCCUCCUCUUCCUCCUCGUCGGCCGCGCUCAAAGAUUACAGGGCGUUGCGGAAUACGACGAACACGUCGCAGACACCCUGCCUCAGUUCAGCACAAUGGAACCGGACGUUCCGGAAGAACAGAGCCGGCAUGAAAGUGUGCGAAUCAAAAUGCCAGCAUAUUAUCAGCAUCCAGCAGACAAGGGGGUCCCACAACUCUGACAUUGGCGUUCAAGUCAACCUCCUCGCGAGGUCAAUAGAUGAUCGGCCGAAGCUGUCUGCAAAGAUGCGGUACGGCAUAGCGGCGGUGUUCCAGGACAAGUCGUCCUGCAAGACGCUACCGGCGAACGCCGGCAGGGGCACGCGAAUCAGCAAGCCCCUGCGCGGCGUGAUUACGGAACGAGAGGCUGCGCUGGGCAUUUUGAGCCGCGAGGUGAAGCUGCUGCAGGAGGAGCGGGACCAUCUGCAGGAACUGCUGCAGCACUCGCUUCAGGGCGUGGUACCGCAGCACGCUGCCCACGUCGCCAAGGGCCUCCAGGAGCAGAUCGAAGCGCUGAAGGCCGAGAAUCAGAGGCUGCUGGACAGCUAUAACGCCGAAAGGGUGAUGAGGAAAAAGUAGUACAACAUGGUCGAAGACAUGAAAGGAAAAAUACGAGUCUACUGUCGUGUGGAA
This is a messenger RNA of Rhipicephalus sanguineus (brown dog tick), 1677 nucleotides long. RefSeq lists its product as uncharacterized. The record is from RefSeq and is a predicted model, not a curated record. The transcript has 10 exons. Bases 1 to 1623 code for a protein of 540 amino acids. NCBI's taxonomy places the organism in Eukaryota, Metazoa, Arthropoda, Arachnida, Ixodida, Ixodidae.